GUUUAGUAGAGUAUUGUGGAAACCACAUUAAAGAUUUAAGGAUAUAUUUUGUUUAGUUUCGUUCUGGUGAUAAUUUUUGCUGGCUCGAUCGCUCCACCGCCGGCGUUGCCAGAUUUUAGUAUUUGCAGUAUUUGUAACGACAAACAGCUGAUUGGAGUCGCCGGCAUCUUUUUGUUGUCACUUGGCGCGACAAUUUCUAUUUAUUAAGUUUCGAUAUUGAGUAAAUCCAAAGUUUCGGCUCCCCAAUAACAUGUCCGACGACGACUUCGAUAUAUUCAGUGCCGCCUGCAGGCGGGCUCCGAGGGAUGCCUUGCCCCUUGCUACCUUUGAUAAUCCUUGCGACGACUCCUUCUCCAAGGAGACGGACUACGACUUCCUAGGAACCAGCACCAAGAAAACGAGUAGAGUUAGAAAAGCCAAGGUGGUGACGGAACCCCAAAAUAAAGUACAGAAAAGUAAAAAGAAAGAAGAGAUCCAAAAGGAUGAACAGGUGCCUCCGGAACCUGCCGAGAAGCAGCUGGACUCUGCACGAUCACUAUCGCCUGUCUCUCAGUUGAUCCUGGAAAUGGAUCAGAAGCAGGCUACGGAUGUUGCUCCGUUGAUUCCGGAAGACAGCACGCCCGUGGCCAGACGCACGCGCUCCUCACAGGGCAAGCAGGAAAUACGUCCAGAUCCAGUGGAACCAGUCGCCCCAGUCGUUCCAGUCGUCGUGCAGCCCAAAAAGCGGAAUACUAGGUCGAAAAAAAAAACUGUCCCUGCUACAGGCGGCACUGUGGAAGAUGUAUCGUCAGCUGUUGUUUCUUCCUUGAACAGUAUUGUGGCUAGCUUUAGCCACGCUACCAGGCGCACUCAAAUAGCCGAAAUAGCAGCCCGAUCCCAGGUACUGGACAGCAUUGAUUUGGUAUCAGCGGUGCCUCCACGCGUAGAGGGAUUCGUUAACCUCGACUCGGAUGACGAAGGCCAAGCAACUGCAGUCGUAGAAGAGGCCAGUGAUGUCUUUGAUGCCGACAAUCCCACAAUGGAAGUAGCUUUGUCCUGGCUUGGCGAGAUUCAGGUUUACAAGCUGCGCCAGCAUCAAAAGUUCAAGCACAUGUUCAAGGAGGUGGCCGAGCGCAACGGAGUGCAUGAGGAUAAUGUUUCCAUGGAUAUGUACUACAAGUUCAUCGGACCCGAUGACACGCCUCACAGCAUUGGUCUCAAAAGCUUUCACACAUUAAGUGGCCAUGCCACAAAGUCGGGCAAUAAAACAAUCUCCAAAAAUGACAACCAUCAAGAAGACCUAUCGAAGAAGCCCAGAAAAUUCCAGCUAAAAGUGCAAGCGGCCAAAUGGAAGCAUCCCCUGGUGGUGUCCAUCAAAAAGAAGGAUCCCUUCAAGGUAUUAUACAUCAAGUGUGCCGAGGAGCUAAACGUUGAGGCCCGUCUUAUUAAGCUAUUUUUUGAUGGCGAUCUGCUGGAUCCGGAGGAUACGCCAAAAAAUCAGGAUAUGGAGGGCAAUGAAAUGAUUGAUCUGGAGCUGAAAUCAUAAUUAUUGUAGCAAAAUUGAAAUGCUGUUAUGUUUUCUAAGGAUAUUUAUAUUUAAACUAUUUGUAAUUAAUUGAAUGUAUCAAGAUUAUUUUUAUAUAGAAAGAACUUAUUCAAGUCUGU
Drosophila kikkawai is the source of this 1644-nucleotide messenger RNA. It is a transcript of the gene Rad60, whose product is annotated as DNA repair protein Rad60. Gene Ontology annotation, biological process: cytokine production; positive regulation of transcription by RNA polymerase II. NCBI's taxonomy places the organism in Eukaryota, Metazoa, Arthropoda, Insecta, Diptera, Drosophilidae. Gene Ontology annotation, molecular function: protein binding. The record is from RefSeq and is a predicted model, not a curated record.